Austrofundulus limnaeus is the source of this 2942-nucleotide messenger RNA. It is a transcript of the gene frmd8, whose product is annotated as FERM domain containing 8. Gene Ontology annotation, biological process: negative regulation of canonical Wnt signaling pathway. The record is from RefSeq and is a predicted model, not a curated record. Lineage: Eukaryota; Metazoa; Chordata; Actinopteri; Cyprinodontiformes; Rivulidae. Gene Ontology annotation, cellular component: plasma membrane; cytoskeleton.
AUAAGAGAUGGAAGGAGAUGACUGCAGUUUUCCUCCAGACUUGUCGGAUAAUCACUCACAAAGAGGAAGUGUUGCUUCCUCUGCAACACUUUCCCGUGCUCAGGAUGUGCUCGUGUACUUGUUUGGCGACAGCGCGGUUCAUUUGUCUCUAGAAGGACUCAGCAGCAUCACCGUGCAGGACCUGGGUCACAGUGUUCGUGAGGCUCUGCAGAUACCUGAGUCUGUGCACGAUGCCUUCUCCUUCUGGCUUUGCUCUCCACUGCUCGAACUACAAUUAAAGGCGAGACAUCUGCCGUARAAGUUAUGUAGGCAGUGGCAGGACUUGCUGUACCGCUUCACUGACGCAUCAGAGGAGGACAUUGUGCAAGAUGAACCUUAUCUCCAGUACAGACGCAACGUGUUUUAUCCGAAAGCAAGAGAGCUGCAGAUCGACGAUGAGGGAGUGUUGAGACUUCUUUAUGAAGAGGCCAAGAGCAACAUCCUCUCAGGUCGAUACCCCUGUGACCCUGAACACUGGACUGGACUCGGAGCCUUGUCUCUCGCGAUUGAAGAAGGCAUUAGUCUAGACAACCAGCAAGUCACUAAUGCUGUGAGGGAGAAGAAGCUGUCGUCGUUUCUGCCUGCGCACGUCAUCAUGGGGAGCGGAGGGUUCUURUCCACGCUGCGAGGGAAGUCGAGCCGUCAGGCCGAGCUGGAGCAGAAACUUCUGGACGAGUACAGAAAGAUCAGGUCCCCUGUGGGAAGCUGUCCCGAGCCCCAGCAGCUGCUGCACCAGUACCUCAGCAUGUGUCACAUGCUGCCUUUCUAUGGGUGUGCGUUUUUCUUUGGUGAGAUUGAUAAACCGGCUCAAGGGCUCCUCCAACGAGGAAAACGUAAAGCGGUGAACAUCGGGAUCUGCCUGGACGGAGUUUAUGUGAUGGAUGCAAAGGAGAAGCACGUGCUGCUGGGCCUGCGCUUCAAUGAGCUCUCAUGGGACCACAGCGACCCCGAGGAGGAGGGGGACUCACACAUUCUGUGGCUGGAGUUUGAUGGAGAAGAAGACGGCACUCCGGUCAACAAGCUGCUGAAGAUUUAUUCAAAACAAGCCCAGCUAAUGAGCGGCUUCAUCGAGUUCUGCGUGGAGCUGAAGUCAGCGUCUGAGGGCGGCGCCGCGGCCGAGGCGGACAGCGGCGAGGGCGUUUCCCAGCAGCCCGCCGAGCAGGAAGGCAGCGCCAAGAACGGGCGAGGAGGACGGCGCGCGAUGCUGCAGAGGCAGGGCAGCGUCGUGUGCAGCCGGGUCCACUCGCUCAACACCAUCAGCUACGUGGACAACGGAAAAGAGAUCAAACGCCUGAAGCCGAAGAGAGCUGCGUCGUUUUUCACCCGCCAGGCGUCGGCACCCACAUACUCUGCCGUGCAGGUGACCGACAGCCAGGAGCAAAGUUAAACGCCUCCACUGGGUUCCUCUCAAAGACCAAAUCUGAACUUUUUACACUGAGAUUUCAAAGCGUCGACUUGUGUAAGAGCUUGAAAUGUUGUUGUUUUUUUCCCUGCGACGAGCAAAGGACCAAGCGAGAGGUUUCUAGGUGUGAAUAUAUUUAUCCUCAGAAGAGGUGUAUAUAAUGAAAGUACAGAAAUGUGAAAACAACAAUCUUUUUAAAAUAUAAAAACAGAAAACAAAGAACGCUUCAAAUGUUGAACUGAAGCAGCUGUUCAGUAGAUGGCCUUAAACUCCUGAGAACAAGCCCUUAACCACUACAUUACCUCUUUUUAGCCUGGUGGGUUUUUACCAUCAAGAAUGUUGCAAUACGUCCUCUCGUACGAGAUGAAACUUCUCCAAACCGUAAGAGAUCUGCGCAGCCUGCCRACAGUCAGCAUGACAAACACUUUUAGGGUCUGAGGGGGUGUCGACACUCGCCUGCUUUUAUCAAACUGCCGGUGCCUUGGCUUCACAAAGAACUGAAGCCACUUAAGAGAAGUACUGGUAGAAAACAUUUAGAUGMUUUUUGUUAUGGGAGCACAUUGGCUGUGUUGUGGAAAUUACUUGUAAGUACAUAUUUUUUAAUUAAAAAAAACUUUCUCACAAAUAAAACUUAAAAUCUUUAGCAUUUAUCAAUAAUACUGUUAAAUCUGGCUGUUUGGAUGUUUUUUUAAAGCGGUAUCUUUAACUCGGCUCCUUCGGUAUCAGUGGUGUUGAUGUAAAAAUAGACGUUCUUUAUGUUGGAUUAUAAUUUGUUUUGGUUGAGCUGUCAAGCGACGUAAAACUGAUGCAAUAAGUUACCCGUGCUCCUGAAUCGUGUUCUGGUCAGCCGUUUGACACUUUUUUCCCUUGCAAAACAGAUGCGUUCAAAUGUAUGUUAAAAUCUUUUUAUUAUGUUAGUGUUUUCAGAUUUGCGGCGAUGAAUUUUCAGAUUAGCAGAAAAAAGUUAUAAUUUCCUUAAAAAAAAAAAAGCGAAAUGUACAAGUGGCCAAUUUGCUACAAGAAAUUUUCACUGGAGAGUGCCGACACAUUCUGUGCCAAAACAAACCUAUCUGACCUGUUUAAACCCUGGACGUUACCUUAAAGGAUAUUUCAGCCUCUUUGAAGGGAAGUUUUGUGGAAACUUUCUGAAUAAUUUAUAUCUUAACUUUUGUGGAAAGCUUUUUUAUUGGCUUCAAUUUGGAGAAAUAAAUCGAGCUAACAGCUUAACGUAGACAAGAACGAUGUGAAGUGCUGCCAUCUUGAAAUGACUCAAUGUUGUAAUGAUUUAUGCAAACAUAAGCAUUUAAAGUUUUAGAGUGCAUGAGGGGUGCUAAAGCUAGCUAAUUCUACAAUAGUUGUUCAGAAUGUGCCCACCAAACCCUGCUUCAGUCAAAACAGCCGAAAUAUCCCUUUAGGUGACCGAUUUCAGUUCUUACACACUUAUGUCUCUAAAACUGUCUGAUUUUUUUAACCACUUCAUUGAUUUGAUUUGAUUUAUUGA